CCCCCCAGGCUCUACACGCGCGCGCGCGGCAGCCCCCUGCCUCCGUGGCGGGGUCCACGUUCUACCUCCGGGCUGGGUGGGUGUGUAGAGGACAAACGCAGGUCGCCGGCAAGGGCGACUCGGAAGGAGACAAGCCAGCGCUCAGAACCGUACGAGGGGGAAAUGGUCAUUUCCACGCACCUAUGCAUCGAGAAGCUGGUCCACGUGCAGUUUUGAUUGAAUUACGGAUUUACAAAAUUCAAGCUUACGGAAAAAUACUACCGCAUAACCAGCUGAUUUAAAAAAAAAAAAACUCCUUGUGAAUUUUUGGUAAUUUCAUUCUGGAAGGUUCUUUGUAAUUUCUGCAGAUGUUUCUGCAGUCUAACAGAACCCGAUGCUUCUCGGAUUCUUAAGAUGGCCCAGACGUGCUUUGAAGAAUCCAUCUGUCUUUGUAAACAUGCAGAAUGAUAUAAAACUCUUGAAGAAAAACAAAUCUAGCCAGGUCAGUUAUGCUGCAGCCUGAAAACCGGAGAACGUGGGAGUUCAAUGGUGAAACACGCACAGCUCAGCCCCCGCGACCUACCGAUCGUGCUUGUUUUUCCAGACUGCCCGGUUGGUUGCAAGGGCAGCCAAGUAGAAUUCACCUUCAGAACCCCCUGUCUCUUGCUUGCUCCACCAUCGACAGAGUCAUGGGCUGUUUUGUGUGCCAGGAGGCGAAAGGUUUCUUGGUUCUGUUUCAUUUUUAUUGUUGUUUUGAACCAUGGUUUUUAUGGCUGAAGAGGUAUUUCAGAGUUUGAGGGAUACUUUUCUUUCUUUCUUAGUUGCUUCUCUUUAAGGCAUGUUGUAUUUCCUGUUGCUGAACCACACUGUGAAGUGGCCAUCCCCUCUUACAACAGGACAGACCCUAACAGGGCCAGCUGUUUUUUUUGUGCCCUCCUCCCCCGACCAGGGGCCAGUUUGCUAAGACCUCUGCCCGUAUUACUCCACAUCCACACUCAUGUGUGGCUUCAGACCCUCAGGAAGUACGCCCAGUCUAGUAGCCAGCCAUCAGGAGCCUACCCGGCCACAAGUAGGAAUUGUUCUUGCUGUUUUCAGUCAAACAGACCCCUGACACAGCAACCACAGUUGCUAACCAGAUGUCAUGAGCCAGUCAUAAAAUGACUCCUGUACCAGUAAGGAUCUAUACCCAGUCCCUUCAAAGUACACUUGACCACAGCUGAAUUCCCCUAAUCCUGCUUAAAAAGAGCCUGUGGGUUCGCCAUUUGCCACUUUGUCAGAUGAUUUGACCCCAGCAUGCUGGGAUUUUUUUUUUAUUAAACACUCUUAUUGAUUGCAUAUGUGACUGGUGGUCUUUUAUGGGCCUUCCCACGGACCCUAACAACUGCAGUGAAGGUAUUUGUUUUUUUAUUCCUGUGAAGUCUAAGUGGUAGGUAUUCUGGGACACAGUCUCAGACUUAACCUUGUGAAAGCAGUGUGCAGAGGCAUGGUAACAGGCCUAUCUAUAAUCCUGGCACUCAAGAGGCCAAGACAGGAAGACAGUGAGUUGAAGGUCAGCCUGGACUAUAAAGCAAUACCUUGUCUCUACAACAAAGCAAAGCAUCAGUCACAGGAUACUCUGAAAAAUAAUUACCCAUCCAGAUUUGAAGAUCCUGUGAUAAUUGCUCUUCAAGAAUUUGCCUGGGAUCAGUAUCUACAGGAGAAAAAGAGGGAACUGAAGGGUGACACCUGGGUGUAUUCCUCCUAUGUGAUGUGCUUUGUCAAUGAUCAGUUCCUGGGCAACGCGUUUGACCUGAAGAAGUGGGCCCAGAAGGUGUGGGACGUGGUUGACGUCCGACCCUCCGCACUGUAUGAGGCACUUACUCUGAAUUAUGCCACCAAGUUCUUGAAAGACACCAAGCAUGAUUUUGUGUACUUGGACAUUUGUAUUGAUCUUUCUCCAAUUGGAAGACUGAUUUUUGAGCUAUAUUGUGAUACAUGUCCCAAAACAUGUAAAAAUUUUCAGGUCUUGUGCACAGGAAUGGCGGGCUUUUCUGAGAGAGGUAUAAAACUUCAUUACAAAGAUUCGAUUUUUCAUCGAGUAGUCCAGAAUGGUUGGAUACAAGGAGGAGAUAUAGUAGAGGGGAAAGGAGAUGAUGGAGAGUCUAUUUAUGGACCAACAUUUGAAGAUGAAAACUUUUCGGUUCCUCACGAUAAAAGAGGAGUUCUUGGAAUGGUCAAUAAAGGUCGUCAUACCAAUGGGUCACAAUUCUACAUCACACUACAAGCAACUCCCUAUCUGGAUAAAAAAUAUGUGGCUUUUGGGUAUGUACAUUAUAGGUUUUUCUGCAUGGUAUUCACACAUAUAAAAUGUUGCUCAAAAAUAUUUGCAUCAUUAUUGUACAUAGUCUGAUUUGCCAAAAAUAGAGCUCAGUGAUACAAAAUAAUACAGACACAUCUAGCAACAAGUAGUUAUAACAAACUUGUUAUCCAUAAAAUACAGAAAUUAGGGCUGGCAGGAUGGCUCAGUGGGUAAAGGUGCUUGUUGCACAAUCCUGAUGAUACGAGUUCAACUCCUGGAACCCACAUAAAGGUGGACGGAGACACAACUUCAGAAAGCUGUCCUCUGAUUUCAACACAUGUGCCAUGUUACAUACGCCACACACAUACAUCACACACUAAUAACAAUAAUUAAUGUUAAGUACAGAAAUUAACUAAACAGCUGUGGUGAUGUUCUGUCUACAUAUAUAUGUGAUAUAUAUAUUUAUCAAUAUGUAUCUACAUACCCACUUACCUGUCAUCUUCAGCCUCCAGAUUAAUAUCAAUUCUUAAGACUAAUCAUACCAUAGUGCUUCAUAAUAUAGAAAUAGCUUGAUGCAGAAGUGAGAAGUUGAUGCUGUUUCACUGUCUGUGAGAUUGUCUAUGGGUCAAUAAUAAUUAUUAGAAUGUUAGUAAGAAGCUAAUUAGCCCGUGGACCACCAUGGGCAAUGGAUGUACUUUUCAUCACUCAGUGUUCUGUUCGAUGCUUCCAUACUGAUGAGCCCAAGAGGGAAGCAAGCAGACUGUCUUGCCUGAGGUGAUGCAGUAGACCAUUUUAAACAUUUAUUAGGCUGUUUCAGUUCCUCCAGAGGGUCAUCUAUUGCCUCUGCAACUUACAAAUGACUUUCAUAUCACUGUUCAUUUCAUCCACAAUAAUUACCUUAGUUUAAUGCUUUUGGUGGUUCUUCCAGGUUGGGGAGAGGGACAAAUUAAUUUUCUUCCAGAAGACAGCAUUCAUUAGAUGACUUUCCAUUCAUAGGUUUAGAACUUAAUGAGUUGCUUUCAGUUUUCUUCCACAUCAAUAAAAUAUUGAUUUUCUUUGUUUGUAAAAUGGUCUU
Molecule: messenger RNA, 3332 nt
Organism: Peromyscus leucopus (white-footed mouse)
Lineage: Eukaryota; Metazoa; Chordata; Mammalia; Rodentia; Cricetidae
Gene: Ppil6
Product: peptidylprolyl isomerase like 6
Exons: 7
Coding region: 1463-2368 (301 amino acids)
Biological process (GO): protein peptidyl-prolyl isomerization
Molecular function (GO): peptidyl-prolyl cis-trans isomerase activity
Source: RefSeq, a predicted model, not a curated record